Stereum hirsutum FP-91666 SS1 is the source of this 1137-nucleotide messenger RNA. RefSeq lists its product as uncharacterized. Lineage: Eukaryota; Fungi; Basidiomycota; Agaricomycetes; Russulales; Stereaceae. The transcript is spliced from 4 exons. The coding region runs from base 1 to 1137 and encodes 378 amino acids. The record is from RefSeq and is a predicted model, not a curated record.
AUGACCGCAGAUGAUGCACGCUCCGAGGAAGAAACUAGCCUCGAUGCACUUGCCGAGAACAUUGCUGAUGACAUUCCCAUUCAGCCUGAGCUUGCGCCUGUGGCAGACGAUGAGCCUGCAUCCACACUAGGAGUCCAUGAUAAGGUCGACGAGGAACACAUCACGAUUGAUGAGAUCCACAGCUCACAAGCAGAGGAUGUGGACGAGGACACUGUUUCCGAGUUGGAAGGCUCAGGUAUAGAUGAUCAUGAUAUGAGGAAUGAGAUGAGAUUUGGUGGUAUUAGGCGGAUAGAUGAAGAGUUUGAUGAUGAGUUUGAGGACGUACCGGAAGGUUUCGAUGUUGAUGAUUUCUUUCCGGACUCCAUAGACUCGGAACCCCUGCACGAGGGCACAACAAACACCCUUCUGACUUCCAUGACGACUUCAUCGAGCGUACGGGAGACAGACUCUUCCCGGGAGAGUCAAUUCGAGAUUUUCCUGAUGAUUGAGAGCCGGAAGUAUCUGAAGACAACAAUUGUUGCGUCCUAUCUUUCGAGUAACCGGGCUCAAAAGGUUACUAUCCGGACUCUUCGAGCUCGAGGUGUUACACUUGAGGACUUACGAAGAGGAGACUCCAGCUUGAACUCUACUGAGCUGGUUGGAGACGAUGUCAUCAAUGCGGGAGAUCUUGUUGCUGGUCUUGUUCGUGUCAGCGGGUCAGUUUGCCCGGCCGUUUGGAGAUUAAAGGAUUUUGAGUCGGAGAUCAUGGAUAUAUGUGUACGCGUGGAUGGCGAGAGUUGGGAAUGGAAUGGGAAGUAUGUGCGGUUAGUGCCAGAGAGGGGAGAGAGUGGCAGUCGAAGUCACACACACCGUCAAUUCGUACUAGAGAUCCCCGCAAUCCUUCCGCAUCCUCUCAGUCCAACAAUCUCUGCAAGAGAGUGUGAAAAUGAUGUAUCCAUCCAUUUAAAGCACACCUGGACUUUGUCGCAGCAGCAAUUAGAUGAAGUCUUGGAUGAUGCAUGGUCCUGGCUCAAACCUGAAUCAGAAGAAGUUCUCAGUAACAUUCAGAUCCUACCGGCCAUUGAGGAUACGGAGACCUUACCAUACCGCAACCAUGAAGGCACGAUGCCUGGUUUUUAUUAUUAUUUUAAUCUUUAA